AUGACUGUUACAAAAUGUUCCACAACUCAAAGGAAAAUCAUGCUCAAUUACAUGAUGGAACAUAAAGACCUGGCUGAUGGAAAGAUUAAAGAUGGAAGCAAUUAUAAAGAAAAGGCGAAAGACAGAAAGGAAAAACAUAGAGUCCAAACUAAAAUGAGUAAAAAUGAGGUAGAAUUGGAAAGUGUUAAAAAUAAUCUUCCUCAUGGAAGUAAAGAAGAAAAUAAUUAUUCCUCAGAGAAUGAAUUUGAAGAGGUGGAAAACAAAAUGGAGGUCGACAGUUUAUAUUCCGUUUCAGAAGAAAAUUCAUUGAGUUGCAGCACGGGAAAUGAAGUUGAAUUAAGUGGUUCCGAAACGGAAGAAAAUGAGUCGAAGUUACAAGUAAAAGAAGAACAAGAAGAAACUAAAAUGGAUGAAAGUGAUAAUGAAGAAAGUGAUAAUAGAUGCGAAAAUGGGAAAAGAGUAGGAAGUAACGAUAAAGAUAAACCAAACAACACGAAAAAAAUGAAACUGAAUAAUUACAAAACUCCAUUAAGUGAUUCUGAGACGGAAGAAAAUAAAUCGAAUUUAAAAGUAAACGAAGCAAUUAAAAUGUAUAAAAAAAAUUUGCUUAAUGAAAGUGAUGACAGUUGCGAAAAUAAGAAAAGAGUUAUAAAUGACGAUAAAGAUAAACCAAUCAACACGAAGAAAAUGAAACCUAAUAAUCAGAGUAUGUAA
Leptopilina heterotoma is the source of this 714-nucleotide messenger RNA. Its product is annotated as RNA polymerase II-associated factor 1 homolog. NCBI's taxonomy places the organism in Eukaryota, Metazoa, Arthropoda, Insecta, Hymenoptera, Figitidae. The transcript is spliced from 4 exons. Bases 1 to 714 code for a protein of 237 amino acids. The record is from RefSeq and is a predicted model, not a curated record.